UCUUGUUCGUACGAAUAUCUGCAUAAUUGCCACCGACAGUGGCUAAUUCUUCAGAUUCCGCAGCGAUAAUGGAAAUAAUCGCUUUAAAUUCUGUACGCACGAUAUGCUCGACGUCAUUGUGACGUCACGAUGGUUAACCAUUGGUUUUUGUUGGUAAACAUUGCAAUGUGUACCGAUUCGAUUAUCCUAAUUGCCCAAGAAAAGCGCCUUAAAAAUUCAAAUCCUGCGCUGGCCAGCAGGAACGCUCCUGCUGGAAAUAGCGUGUCACUUUCGUUCCCUUUCCAGAUAAAAUUCUAUUCCUGCAAAAUUUAUCGAGCCGCAUAAAGGUUAUCGGAUUUCUUGCUUGAUGGCUCUAAAAAGUUUAAAAUUGCAUGGAUUUUGAAUUUAACCAGUUGAUACCGGAAACAGGUAACGUGAUUUCCCCGGAGGAUACACGCUGAAACAUGACCAGUCCUUUUGUGCAUGUUUCAUAAUUGUCAAUAAUCAGGAUGCAGACUUAUCGAUCUAAAACUUUUCCGGUCGACGGUUCCAUAAUGUGUGUUGGAAAAUAUGUAAACGUUUUAUUAAGCAAUAAACUUGCUGUUUUGCUAUACAUUAAACAACUCCACUUUAGCGCCAAAGGUCAUUAAGGAAUUUCUGUCAAUAAAAGUAAUCAGCAAUUUCCUCCACCUACAUGCGAAAAACUGACAAUAACUCGUAAUUGUUAACAUUAAUCUUUUAUAAACUCUUAUCAACGCCUGCGUACGUGGAACUUUCUUGGCGCCAUUAUUAUGAAAGUCGUGUAAUAACAUUUUAUUGUACGAGACCACUGACUAGUCUUCGACGAGUCGCGUCUGAAAUGAGUGCCUUUUCCUCCCGGAUUCUUCCGGGCUCAGCUGAUUCUAACUACUCUCAGCCUUCUUCGGAUCUGUCGCUGGACGAGGAGAAAGAGACGUUGCGACGGGAGAAGGAACGUCAAGCGCUUAGUCAGUUGGAAAAAGCAAGAACGAAACCGGUAGCAUUUGCUGUUAGAACCAACGUAGCGUAUGACGGUUCAUUGGACGACGAUUCGCCCGUCCAUGGAUACGCAAUUUCUUUCGAAGUUAGGGAUUUUUUACACAUUAAGGAAAAGUACGACAACAAUUGGUGGAUAGGUCGUUUGGUGAAGGAAGGGUGCGAUAUUGGGUUUAUUCCUUCUCCGGUAAAGCUCGAGAAUCUCCGCUUGCAGCAAGCACAGUCGAGGACUACAAAACUCUACUCAAGUAAAACAAGCUCCAGCUCUAAUAUAGGGGCCGCUGGUAACGAUGUUUCCAGAGGUAGCACUCCUCCCACGCCUGGAGACGAGUCUGAUUCAGUUGGUAACGCUCGAUCAGGCAAGCCUCUCACAACGCCUCCGGCAAAAGAGAAGAAGAAACCCUUUUUUAAGAAGCAGGAAGCAACUGCUCCUUACGACGUAGUUCCCUCCAUGAGGCCAGUAGUUCUAGUAGGUCCUUCGUUGAAAGGAUAUGAAGUUACAGAUAUGAUGCAAAAAGCCUUAUUUGAUUUUUUAAAACAUAGGUUUGAAGGAAGAAUAAUUAUCACGCGAGUAAUGGCAGAUAUAUCUUUGGCAAAGCGUUCACUUUUAAAUAAUCCUUCGAAACGGGCGAUAAUGGAACGUUCCACAACUCGCUCAACUUGUUUGUCAGAGGUCCAAGCAGAAAUCGAACGAAUAUUCGAGCUAGCUACAACUUUACAACUUGUGGUGCUGGAUUGUGAUACUAUAAACCAUCCUUCGCAACUUGCCAAAACUUCAUUAGCUCCAUGUAUUGUCUAUCUUAAAAUAACUAGUCCUAAGGUUUUGCAAAGGCUAAUAAAAUCUAGGGGUAAAAGUCAGGCGAGACAUCUGAAUGUACAAAUGGUCGCGUCAGAAAAACUAGCUCAAUGUCCUCCGGAAAUGUUCGACGUGAUCUUGGACGAGAACCAGCUGGAGGAUGCGUGUGAACACAUAGCGGAAUACUUGGAGGCAUAUUGGAGAGCAACUCAUCCUGAAGUGAACGUUUCCAACGUUCCUCGACCCAUUGGUAGUUCACCGCAAGCUUCUCCGAGUGGGGACCAAGGCAGGCCCACACUACCAGCACACCAUGAUGUAUACGGAUACUCUCAUGAUUCUAGAGUUCCCACAUUUCAUACGUCGCACACGAGAAGUAGACAGAGGUUAGAGCGAGAGCGUGAGUAUGAAGAGUACGCCGAACGGGAUAGUUACACUCAUGCAAACACCCAUGGAAUGCCCCACCAUGGAGGCGACGAUUAUCGGAUACCAGCGAGAGACCACAGGGCGGCUCGGGAGGAAGAAUACCCGACACAUAGGGGAUCUUCAAGGAGAGCGCUGAACGCCAUAUAGUGGAGGCUUUCUACGGAACAGCCAAUUGAAGAGGAAAUGCAUGAUGACCUUUCUCCCAGAGCGGAAACUUAUUACAAACCUCAGAUUCCGAAAGAGUACAGAGACGAGCGGCUGCGCCACGACGAGGACCGAAGGCGAGUGGAGGAGGAACGAAGAUACGGCGAGAGGAGCAGAUACCCAGAAGAUCACAGAUACGAAGAUCGGAGAUACGUCGAAGACAGGAAGGCGAUCGAGAAGAGUAAGCAAGAGGGCAGGAACUACCGGAAGGAGCUACUGGAGAGGUUUGCUGAUAUGGAUUUCGAAGAGCAUCAUGACUUCCGAACGCAUCAAAGAUACUACGAAUAAACCAUCUUAGAUAAAUAAAGAUUUUGGCCUAAAUUACUGAAAUUGUGUACAAAUGCAUUCAGAGUAUCUUUGACGCAUUCUUCAAUGGGAUGUUCCGUAAUUGUGAUUAAUUCUUACUAUAAACAUUAAAAAUUUUGACCAGUUUGGUGCCAUAUUUGAGUAAUAGCUCAAUUUUUAAUCAAUCUAUUAUUGACAUAGAAUAUUCAAGCUUUAAACUGUAGCUAUACUUAGGAUUUUUAAAUUUAUUUAUAAGGAAUGGUAUAUUGUUGAAAGCAGUAUAAAUUUAUGUAUUUUAUAUAUUGUAAAAUAGCUUAAAAAAGAACUGAGAUAUUAUACUUUUAACGGAAAGUGUACUCAUCUGUACUGGGUUAUCGUUUCGUUGCGUUCUGUUUCAUAGUUUCAUGAUACCUACGUGAUAUUAACGUCAAGUAUUUGACUGAAUCUAGGAAAUCUAGUCAAGUUGAAGUUUGUGCACUGCUGUUAGAAAUGUUAUGAGAAGUAGAUAAAAUGCAUGAGGCAUCGAGGCUUUUGAAGAAUAGUUACGAAUUCAUGAUAAACCGUAUAAGAUAUCGUAAUAUUUUUUAAUAAAUUACUAGACCUUUUUCCGUGGUUUGUCACCUACCCGACUUGGUUCUCUUACAAAUAAUGUUGAUGACAAUCAAAGUGUGUUUUCUAAUUUAGCGUUAGUUUAGAUCGAUUUGACACCACAAAUAUUCCGAGUUUAGUUAGAAUCUGAUUAGUUAGAAGAUCCCGACGACGUACAAAAUUUUCGUUAAGUGUAGGUGAUAAAACCACCGAAAAUAAAUAGGCUUACAAACUGUACAUUUCGAAACUGCAUGUGCCACUAUAGUGGUAAAUAUCACUGACCAAUUUCACUACACAACAAAAUAUUUGUAUAGGAGUAGAUCUGUGAAAUCCUUUUAGGUUUUGCACUUGGCCCUAACAAAGUUACAAGCGACAAUUAUCAUUUAGUUAGUGUGUUGACGGGUUAGAGGAAUUAUUGUGACUUUGUUAGCUGCAGUUUCUUUUAUUAGUCAACUUAGAACCCCGGUUUUCUUUCAAAUAUUUUAUUGUAUCUAGAGUUAAAUACUUAUAACAAGGUUUCAUAUGCUGUUGAUAUUGAAUGAGUCUAUUGAUAUUUCAAAAUAUAAGUAAUUAAUAUUUAAAUAAAGAGCUAAAAUUUGAUACAUUGUAAAUAGCUAUUAAAUAUUGAAAAAUCUAUACUACUGAGAAAUUGUUUUGUUGAUUUGUAUCGAAUAGCUAGAUUGGGUUUUGUUGUUUGUGUCAUUGAUUUUGUAUAUAAUCUUAGUUGGAUACGUUUAUCUAAAUGCCUUGCUGUUAUACAUGAUUUCUUUUUAUAUAAGUAUCAAUUCAAAUCAUAUGAAUGUAAGAAUAUGGUGAAAGGCACUAUUGAUGUGCAUUUUUUCUAAAUAAAAUACCUAUAUUAAAACGAGAA
Molecule: messenger RNA, 4160 nt
Organism: Tribolium castaneum (red flour beetle)
Lineage: Eukaryota; Metazoa; Arthropoda; Insecta; Coleoptera; Tenebrionidae
Gene: Ca-beta
Product: Ca2+-channel-protein-beta-subunit
Exons: 10
Coding region: 839-2359 (506 amino acids)
Biological process (GO): calcium ion transmembrane transport
Cellular component (GO): voltage-gated calcium channel complex
Molecular function (GO): protein binding; voltage-gated calcium channel activity
Source: RefSeq, a predicted model, not a curated record